Molecule: messenger RNA, 1513 nt
Organism: Pipistrellus kuhlii (Kuhl's pipistrelle)
Lineage: Eukaryota; Metazoa; Chordata; Mammalia; Chiroptera; Vespertilionidae
Gene: COMT
Product: catechol-O-methyltransferase
Exons: 5
Coding region: 106-918 (270 amino acids)
Biological process (GO): developmental process; dopamine metabolic process; catecholamine catabolic process
Cellular component (GO): dendrite; membrane; axon
Molecular function (GO): catechol O-methyltransferase activity; magnesium ion binding
Source: RefSeq, a predicted model, not a curated record
AAGAAGCCCCGCAGCGCCGCCAGCACCGCUGUCGCCGCCGUCGCCGCCAUCGCCGCGGGGCCUCGGGCCGGGCUGCCCGCUGCGCUGCCUGCGCCGCCGGGUGAGAUGCUGGAGGCCCCACCCCUGCUGUGGGCAGCCUUUUUAUUGGGCCUGUCCCUGCUGGGGCUGCUGCUGUGCCUACGAGGAGGACCCAGUGGCCUGCUCCUCAUCGGCUGGAACGAGUUCGUCCUGCAGCCCGUGCGCAACCUGCUCAUGGGGGACAGCAAGGAGCAGCGCAUCCUGCGCUACGUGCUGCAGCACGCGGCCGCCGGGGACCCGCAGAGCGUGCUGGACGCCAUCGACACCUACUGCUCACAGAAGGAGUGGGCCAUGAACGUGGGCGACAAGAAAGGCCAGAUCGUGGACGCGGUGGUGCGCGAGCAGCGCCCCUCCGUGCUGCUGGAGCUGGGGGCGUACUGCGGCUACUCGGCCGUCCGGAUGGGCCGCCUGCUGGCUCCCGGCGCCCGCCUGCUCACCAUCGAGCUCAAUCCCGACUACGCCGCCAUCACCCAGCAGAUGCUGGACUUCGCCGGCCUGCAGGACAGGGUCACCGUGAUCCUUGGGGCGUCCCAGGACAUCAUCCCCCAGCUGAAGAAGAAGUAUGACGUGGACACGCUGGACAUGGUCUUCCUGGACCACUGGAAGGACCGGUACCUGCCGGACACCCGCCUCCUGGAGGAGUGCGGCCUGUUACGCAAGGGGACGGUGCUGCUGGCCGACAACGUCAUCUGCCCGGGGACGCCCGAGUUCCUGGCGUACGUGCGCGGGAACAGCCGCUUCCACUGCACGCACUUCUCCUCCUUCCUGGAGUACUCCCAGACCGUGGACGGUCUGGAGAAGGCCGUCUACAUGGGCCCGGGCAGCCCGGCCCCGCCUUGACCGCCCACACUCCGCGGGGGGCCCCCCCCAAGCCCGGUUAGGAAGGUCACGAUGGGUUCGCUGCUGCCCUCUCUGCUUCUGCAGUUCUGUCCUCCAUGCCACACACACAAGGCCUGCGAGGCCCAGGCCAGCCACACCGGCCCCUCUGCACAUGGCCCCGAGCUGUCACACCCGGCCCCCCGCCCAGAGCAAGCUGCUCACCGUGCCCCAUCCCCGCAGUCCAUCUGGAAAGCUAUGCGUGAACAGUGAGCCAGGGGAGGCGGUGGCCGUGGCUCCCUCGGCCCUCUUACCAGCACCCUAGUAGGGUUUCUUACACGGACAGGCCCUUCGCCCGGGCGAGGGGGGAGGUGGGAACAUCUGGAGACCGGGCUGUGCACCCAGUCUGUCCUCUGCAGUCGCCGGGCAGCAGCACUGCCUCAGCGAGGGCACUGUGACCAACAACACAUCACACCUCUCUGAUUCCUCCGGGUUUUCCCUUCUCCUUUUCAAGAAAGAAAUGCAACUUCACUAAAGCUGGCUGACUGUUUUAACAAUUUUAUACCUUGACAAUCAUGACUAAAAGAUACUAAGACAGUAAUUAAAGAUCUAAGUAUUU